UUAGUGAAGGACUGGGGGGGGGCUGAUAAACCAGUGUUUUUGUUUCAGAACCAGCUGGGCAUCCUGUGGGCAGGGCUGGGGGAGAUCGAGAAAGCACAGAAGUACCUGGAAGAUGCUGAAGCGCUUUACAACCAGUAUAUGCGAGAGAUUGGAACUGCACCGUAUGACCCUCAAGAGCACUUCAUGGCAGAAGAAGAGAUGCUGAGUGAACAGGAGAGACACAAGAGGUUUGAGAAGGUUGCCACUCAGACGCUGUAUUACCUGGCUCAGGUUUACAAACACCUGGAUAUGGAUGAGAAAGCUGCUCGGUAUUGUCACACCACUCUGCAGCGGCAGCUCGAGACCCGAGAUUAUAACCCCGUGGAGUGGACUAUCAACGCUGCCACACUGUCACAGUACUACAUCAGCAAGGAACUCUACAUGGAAGCUCGCCUCUGCCUAGCCGGGGCUACCGUCAUUUUUGAGGAAUUGGGAGACGUGUCACUGGAAUCUGCUGCUGAGGAACUAGCAGGUGAGGACGCGGUGCAUCUACACGAGCAGAAUCUGCACGACUGGCUGGGACAGAAGAAGUCCGAUAUUUCACGGUGCUGGAUAAAGUACUGCCUCUUCCUCCUGCAAGACUCCCGCAAACUGCUCGAGGACGACAUUGCGGAGCUGGACCCAGAGCGUCAGGACGAGCUGCGAGCCCAGCAGGCGCGGGAGGAGGAGGAAAAGGAGCGAGGGAGGAAGAAGGCCGUGCAGUUCGGCUCCAGCGAAACCUUUGACUCCAUCCUGUCUGCAGAGGAGAAGGUGACCUGCUUGUACCCCGUGGACUUCCAGAGCGCCCGGCAAGUCUUCCUGUUUGGCCAGAGCCACGUGCUGGAGAGCAAGAAGUUCUUCCAGCUGGAUGGCCACACCAGAGACCAUGUGGAGGUGGUGCAGGACCACAGCGCCCUCUUCAAGGCCUUGGCCUUUUUUGAGGAGGACCACGAGCGGCGCUGCAAGAUGCACAAGCGGCGGGUGGACAUGCUGGAGGCGGUGCACAAAGAGUUAAACCCGCAGUAUUACCUGCUGGUGUGCCGGCAGUUGCAGUUCGAGAUCGCGGACGCCUACUACCAGAUGAUGAUGCUGAAGGUGACCAUCGCCAACGGGCUGGAGGAUCUGGACCAGCGCAAUAUCAAGAAAAUCAACCACCUGGCGCACGCCGCCAUCUCCUCCUACCAGCUCUUCCUGGAUUCCCUGAGGGACGCGGACAAGCAGUUCCCCUCGGAGCUGGAGUCGGAUGUGCUGCGGCCCGCACUGUUCGCCAAGUUCCGCAUGGGCUACCUCCACAACAAGAUCAUCACCGCCGAGCCCCGGGGCCAGCUGGAGAACACGCAGAACUCCCUGGACUGCUACAGCUUCGUGGUGGAUUAUUGUCAGAGCCAUGAGGAGGCCAUCGCAGCCGUGGAGAUGGAGCUGGAGCUGUGCACCGAGAUGACAGGGCUGCUCGCCGCCAGGGUGAAGCAACUCCGAACCAAGCUGCUGGCCGAACCCUAGAGCCCCCCUCCACCCCCCACCCCCUCGCUCGCUGUACCUUCUCUUUCCCGUUGUAUUUAAGUUGUUAAAAAGAACUCUGAGCUGCUGGGCUCGGAAUGGAAAUGGACGGACUUGAACAUUUCCUGUAGAUUUGGUCUCUCUCUCUCUCUAACACCCUCUCUGGAUCACUGGUAUGUUGCUGCCCUCUGGUGCAGGCCUGUGAUAGAUCACAAGUGGUGUCGGAUUUCUUGAGUGACCCGAAGGCGUCUCACGCGGGAGGCAGUGGAAUGAAAUGUGUGUAUUGUCUCCCCCGAUUAAAAGUUUGAAGCAUU
Molecule: messenger RNA, 1829 nt
Organism: Callorhinchus milii (elephant shark)
Lineage: Eukaryota; Metazoa; Chordata; Chondrichthyes; Chimaeriformes; Callorhinchidae
Gene: kifbp
Product: kinesin family binding protein
Exons: 6
Molecular function (GO): protein binding
Source: RefSeq, a predicted model, not a curated record